Molecule: messenger RNA, 1389 nt
Organism: Vigna unguiculata (cowpea)
Lineage: Eukaryota; Viridiplantae; Streptophyta; Magnoliopsida; Fabales; Fabaceae
Source: RefSeq, a predicted model, not a curated record
UCAUCAUCCAUCGUUGACCAUUUGAGAUUUGACCCUCCAAGUGCUUGCGAGAAGGAAAGGAAGAAACCAAAACAAACAACCUAUCCACUACGCUUCCCUUUGAGAACCAACGAACAUACUCAUAAUAUUUAUACCAUCCAUUCGUCCAUAACAACAACAAAAGCAAUGAAGCAGUGACGCUUCCUCUUCUUAUGCCCUCUCUCUCCCACCCCUCUCAUUUCUCACCCCUUCAUCUCUCCAUUUUCUUCUAUUCUUCUUCUUCUUCUUAUUAUUACUGUUACACACAUCACAGUUGGGCAAUUUCCCUGAAGAAGAAGGAGAAAACCCUAAAAGUUUUGCUGGCUUUGGAUCCAUCAAGGGGCGCCCCGGAUCUUCAAUCCUCUGAAUCAUUCCGAAAUUCUAAGCCUUUUCAUUUUUGGCGAAGUGGGUCGUUGUAAGAUACGUCGUUUCUGAUCUGGGUUUGAUUCAAUUGGGGGUUUCUAGGGUUGUGAUUGAAAUGGUCUAUUUCCACAGCUCAAUCUCUCUCUGCAACUCCUCUCUUGGCCAACCCAUGGCGAAUUCCCUCGAUUUCGGCUCGAAAUCGAGGCACCGGAAAACCCCAAACUCCCCUCAGGCUACGCCCUGCCGACGAUCCCGGUCGGCGGUGGUGGACGUUGUGAUUUUCGUGGCGGUUAUCGCGGCUUUUGGGUUCUUGCUGUUCCCCUACGCUCAAAUUGUGGCGAGUGAGAGUGUCAAAAUUGGUGUUGUGAUCGUGGAUUUGGUCAAAGAGGAGGUUUCUGUUGCCCCGUGGGUUUACAUGUUCAUUGGUGUUAGUGUUACGUUUGCUGCAUUGACCACUUGGGUUCUUGUGGCUUGCACCACAAGGAAGUGUGGGAACCCUGAUUGCAAGGGUCUGAGGAAGGCUGCAGAGUUUGACAUUCAAUUGGAGACUGAGGAUUGUGUGAAGAAUUCACCUUCAUUGACUAAGGAUAGUGGGGUUAAGAAGGGGUUGUUUAAGCUUCCUUGUGAUCACCACCGCGAACUUGAGGCCGAGCUCAAGAAGAUGGCACCUCCCAAUGGAAGGGCUGUCCUUGUCCUCAGAGGAAGGUGUGGCUGUUCUGUUGGUAGGUUGGAGGUUCCGGGACCGAAGAAGAAUCGAAAGAGCAAGAAGUAGAUACAGAAAAGGGAAAACAAAAAGUCUAAUAGGAAGGAGAGGAUAAUUGGAUACAGUAUGUUAGUCCUAAAUGGGCAGAGGAGUUGGUUAUAGUUAUCUGAUCAUAUUCUAUUUAGAAUUAGGUUGUCUUUUGAAUAAGCCCCUCUACCUUGGCAAUAAGUUGUAAGGAACUAUGGAUCAUACACAGUUUGGUUAUUUAUACCUGAGAAUAUAAGAAUCCUUUGAUUUUAAUUGAA